Messenger RNA from Brachypodium distachyon (stiff brome), 1959 nucleotides. Its product is annotated as protein trichome birefringence-like 16. Lineage: Eukaryota; Viridiplantae; Streptophyta; Magnoliopsida; Poales; Poaceae. Gene Ontology annotation, cellular component: Golgi apparatus. Bases 441 to 1778 code for a protein of 445 amino acids. Gene Ontology annotation, molecular function: O-acetyltransferase activity. The record is from RefSeq and is a predicted model, not a curated record. The transcript has 5 exons.
UCCUGGGAAUGGGAUGGCAGUUCUUCGGAGGAAGCAAAGCAAAGCUCUUAAUAACAUUCGUCUCUUGUCCGUGUUGCGAAUUUGCGAUUCUACGCGACGUCACAUCGCACGCAACAUCGUCUCAGCGCACGCCACGUCACCGGGUCUUCUCUCUACCAACCUUCCUUCCUCCUCCACCGGCCGUACGUUUGUUGCUCUGUCGGUGAGUUCAUCAGCCAUUAAGCCUCAGCUUCAGUGGAGGAGUAAUUAGUUGCCACAAGGCGCAGCGCAACCUAAGGCUCCUCUCCCGCCGGCUAGACCCCAAGAAACAUGCCGGCGGCGCCUCCUUAAUUGGAGGAGAUCAGGAACGGCGAGCUCAAGCCUCCAGCUAGCUACCUGUCAUCACGGCAUCACCACAUAUCUGUCAUUCAUCAUUUGUGCUUUGAGUUCAGUACAAGAUAAUGAGGCUGGCAAGUGUAAACGGCCUGAGAUUCAAGCACGUCAGGCUUGUGAUCCUGGCUGUCUUCACGGUGUUCCUUCUCUGGAAAUGGGAGAAAGGGUCACUGUACAGUAUCGAUUUCCUCCGGCCGGAGCCAUUGGUCUUGAAUCGAAAUACCUCCAAUGAAGAAGGUUUCUCCGUUACCCAUCCGUUGGUGCGGCCAGUCGCUGAAAUACGAAAGGAAGCCACUUCUGCACCUCCACCUCUAAGCAUAAUUCGUGACGUCGAAGAUGUCGCUGAUAAAAAGAAAGCAGCAGCUCCUCAGAAGAAAGAAUGUGACUACAAGAAUGGACAAUGGGUUCCUGAUGAUCAUAGGCCACUAUAUUCUGGUCUCAGAUGUAAAAGAUGGCUCUCUGAGAGCUGGAAUUGCAGAUUGACGCAGCGCAAAGAUUUCGCUUACGAGAAAUUUAGAUGGCAGCCCGAAGGCUGCAAGAUGCCAGUCUUUCAACCAGCCCAAUUCUUGAGAAGAAUGCAGGAUAAAACCAUUGCUUAUGUAGGCGACUCUUUAGGGAGGCAGAUGUUCCAAUCGAUGAUGUGUAUGGUUGCCGCAUCUCAGAAAGAUCAUUCAGAUAUAGAAGAUGUUGGCUCCAAAUAUGGAUUGGUUCUCAAACAACGUGCGAAACGACCAGAUGGCUGGGCCUACCGAUUCCGAAGAACGAACACAACAAUCCUGUAUUACUGGUCAUCAACGCUUUGUGAUCUGGAGCCUCUCAAGCCAUCGAAUCCAGCUGCCGGUUAUGCCAUGCACCUUGAUCGUCCACCUUCAUUUCUUGACAGGAACCUUCACAGGUUCCAUGUCCUGGUUCUGAACACUGGACACCAUUGGAAUCGUGGUAAACUGAAGGCGAACAAGUGGGAAAUGUAUGUCUCCGGAGCACCAAAUAACAACCGAAAGACCGCUGUCAUCUGGAAAGCUAAAAACUUCACCAUACACAAUGUGAUCAAGUGGCUGGACGCAAAGCUUCCUAGCUACCCCCAUCUGAAGGUCUUCUACAGGUCAUUGUCACCAAGGCAUUUCUUCAAUGGGGAGUGGGACACUGGAGGCACUUGUGACAACACAGAUCCUUUGGCCAUGGGGAACAAAGUAUUUCAGAAUCAUUCUGAAGAUGCUGACGCUGAGACAGCAGUCAAAGGCACCAGGAUCAGGCUCUUGGAUAUUACCGCGCUUUCACGCCUAAGGGAUGAAGGGCAUGUAUCAAGGUACAGUAUCAGAGCUACACCAGGGGUUCAGGAUUGCUUGCACUGGUGCCUCCCUGGUGUUCCAGACACGUGGAAUGAGAUCCUGGCCACUCAAUUAUAGGCAGCUAUCUGCUGCUGCCAGCGCAGGAAAACCUAACAUUGAGCUUAGAUUGUUUUGAGAAGCUCUUCUCAUCUCAAGUUAUGAUCUGAGAAAGGUCUUUUGAUCAUCAUGUAAUACUCUAUGUGCGGCAGUACAGUUCAAGAACAUUCUAUUCAUCUAUGAUGGAAGUACAGUUCAAGAA